Molecule: messenger RNA, 381 nt
Organism: Juglans regia (Persian walnut)
Lineage: Eukaryota; Viridiplantae; Streptophyta; Magnoliopsida; Fagales; Juglandaceae
Exons: 1
Coding region: 1-381 (126 amino acids)
Source: RefSeq, a predicted model, not a curated record
AUGACAUCGGCGGCGGUUAUGCACGGGUUUGUGACCGGAUUUACGAUUGGUGAUCCCAGUAGAGGAAUUAUUACUUUGUCUCAUUUACUUUUUGCAGAUGAUACACUCAUAUUCUAUGAGGUGGAUCAAAACCAGUUGAGGGCUUUGAAGGCUUUGUUAUUAUGCUUUGAAGCAGCGUCAGGCUUGAAAGUGAACUUUGACAAGUCAGAGUUAGUGCCAGUGGAGAACGUGAGUAAUACUAGGCAGCUAGCUAGUAUUCUUGGGUGCAAGGUAGCCGCUCUUCCGAUUACCUAUCUAGGAUUGCCGUUGGGGGCUGCAACAAGGGCCUCAUCCAUAUGGGAUUCAGUCAUAGAGAAGAUAGGACGGAAAUUGGCAGGGUGA